Molecule: messenger RNA, 837 nt
Organism: Penicillium cataractarum
Lineage: Eukaryota; Fungi; Ascomycota; Eurotiomycetes; Eurotiales; Aspergillaceae
Product: PQ-loop repeat-containing protein
Exons: 8
Source: RefSeq, a predicted model, not a curated record
CUCCCUUUUUUCGCAGAUGAUAUCACCUCUCUCACCAUGUCGGAUGGAAACGUGACGGUAGCCUCCAAUGUGCUCGGUACCAUUGGCACCGUACUCUGGUGCAUCCAGUUGAUUCCUCAGAUCUGGUAUAACUACCGCCGCAAAAAGACCGAUGGAUUCCCAGCUGCGAUGAUGCUAUUAUGGGCGAGUUGCUCCGUUCCGAUGGGGGCUUAUCUUAUUCUGCAGCAAGUCAAUAUUCCACUGCAAAUACAACCGCAAAUCUUCGGGUUCUUUUCCCUAGUGGGUUGGGGCCAGAUUCUAUAUUACAACCACAAUUAUGGCCGCAAGAAGACAAUCUUGCUUUGCACGGCCAUCGUCGUAUUAUUCGGUGGUCUUGAGGCUCUUCUCAUUCUCACCUUGCGGAUUCCAUAUAACAAGGGUGUGACAUGGCCUGAUCUCGUGGUGGGAGUUGUUGCAGCAAUCCUUAUCAGUGCGGGCCUGAUUCCACCCUACUUUGAGUUGUGGAAGAGAGAUGGCCGUGUCAUUGGUUUCAAUUGGGUCUUUCUUGCCAUUGACACGCUCGGUGGGCUCUUUUCUCUAUUUGCCUUGGCCGCCCAAGGAUCAUUCGAUAUUCUUGGUGGAAUAAUGUACAUUUUGGUAGUCGUUCUCGAGUCAGGUAUCUACCUCAGCCAUAUCAUAUGGCGGUUUAGGUACCGCAAACUCCGAAAGGAGGCAAAAGAAAGUGGGAGGAGUAUAGAUGACCUACUGGGCUUGACGAGCAAUGAUACGCAAGAAACAACAGACACUCAAACUGGUGCUGUUGAUCAACCUAGAGAUGUUGAGAAACAAGAAGGUUGA